GAGUAAAAUUAUGUCGAUAUAAAGUCUGAAUACAUGUAUUCAGCAUUUUUCUAAAUCUGCCAAAAGUGCACUGGAAAAAUCUUAACACUAGAACUACCGGGAUAAAAUUUACCAAAGCAGGAACUUUAAAAUUAAAUUGUAAAACCAAUCUAUUAAAACAAAAAUAAAAUUCAUUAUAUUACUCCUUUAGUUAUCGUUGUAAAAGUCAUUACAUCAUUGCGGGGAAAAAAUGUGACAUGAAGUGGGAAUUUUAAAAUGAAAUUAUAAAACCAGUCAUUUUGACUAGUCUGGAAGUUCUAGUAUUAACUGGUCCUAUCUGGAAUAAUUGGAUCCGAAGGUUUGCAGAAGAGGCAUAGAGAAGAUGUGAACAAAAUAUGGAGAAAACGAUCGUGAUCACUGAUUUCAUGAACCAAGCUGAUCAAACUUGUUCAAUCUCUUCAUAAAUCCACGGUUCAUUAUUGAAGAUCAGAAAGAUUACAUCCCAUGAUCGACCAACAAACGAGGUGAAAACUGUUAUAUGUCCUCACAUCCCUGAGAUGCACUAAGAUGGCUGUGUGCGUCGCAGUGAUCGGGAAAGACAAUUCUCCGAAGUAUAUUCGCUGCUCUGAUGAAACAGCGGCUUUACAAUUCCAUUACAAAGUGCACACAUCAAUUGAUAUUAUAGAAGAAAAAUUAAACACUGGAAAUAAGAUGGCAGCUGAUGUUAGGGAGCUCUUUUUAGGAUUGCUAUUUUCAACCGAGGAGCACAAAAUAUUUGGUUAUGCUACAAAUACCAAAAUUAAAUUCAUCGUUGUACUGCAAUCGACAAAUGCAUCUCUAAGAGACAAUGAAGUACGAAUGAUCUUCAGAAAAUUACACUCUGCUUACGCGAACGCAGUGUGCAAUCCAUUCUAUGUACCAGGGGACCAAAUCCAAUCCAAAGGGUUUGACACAGCUGUAAUGGAAAUUAUGGGUGUAUCUUAAUCAAACUUUACACAGUAUGUACUAUUAUAAAAUAUAAGUUAAUUGGUAUAAUUAUGAAAUAAAUAAUUGAACUAAGUGAAAUGAAAAUCGUUGUUUUCUAGUGAUACUGGCAAAUCACUGGCCAAAUCCCACAAUAAACUUCUACCAAACAGA
Messenger RNA from Neodiprion fabricii, 1116 nucleotides. RefSeq names its product trafficking protein particle complex subunit 2-like protein. The record is from RefSeq and is a predicted model, not a curated record. Bases 547 to 963 code for a protein of 138 amino acids. NCBI's taxonomy places the organism in Eukaryota, Metazoa, Arthropoda, Insecta, Hymenoptera, Diprionidae. Gene Ontology annotation, biological process: endoplasmic reticulum to Golgi vesicle-mediated transport. The transcript is spliced from 6 exons. Gene Ontology annotation, cellular component: TRAPP complex; nucleus; cytoplasm.